UCCAGCCUCGCUCGGAGCUCGGCAGCGGCCGGAGCGAUCCCAGCGUGGCCAUGAAGGGUCCCCUGCGCGGAGGGAUCUUCUCCCGCCACGUCAAACGGCACCCCGGGCUCGUUCCUCUCAUUGGCUUCAUCGGCGUGGGACUGGGCAGCGCAGUGCUGUACCUGGUGAGGUUGGCACUGUACAGCCCUGAUGUCAGCUGGGACAGGAAGAACAAUCCAGAGCCCUGGAACAAGCUGAGCCCCACAGACCAGUACAAAUUUCUGGCAGUUUCCACUGACUACAAGAACCUCAAGAAGGAGCGGCCGAGCUUCUGAGCCAGCCCUGGGACGGGCUGGGCUGCAGGAGGAGCCCCCCAAAGACCCCCCCAGGAACCCCCCAAAGUUCCCUCAGCCCCCCCAGAACCCCCAAACCCCGUGGUCAUGUCCCACCCCCCAAUAAAGCCCAGCCCUGGGGGUGCCCCCUCACCCUCA
Messenger RNA from Camarhynchus parvulus, 470 nucleotides. It is a transcript of the gene COXFA4L2, whose product is annotated as NDUFA4 mitochondrial complex associated like 2. The transcript has 4 exons. Lineage: Eukaryota; Metazoa; Chordata; Aves; Passeriformes; Thraupidae. The record is from RefSeq and is a predicted model, not a curated record. Bases 51 to 314 code for a protein of 87 amino acids.